Eimeria acervulina is the source of this 957-nucleotide messenger RNA. RefSeq names its product RNA recognition motif-containing protein, putative. The record is from RefSeq and is a predicted model, not a curated record. NCBI's taxonomy places the organism in Eukaryota, Apicomplexa, Conoidasida, Eucoccidiorida, Eimeriidae. The coding region runs from base 1 to 957 and encodes 318 amino acids. Gene Ontology annotation, molecular function: RNA binding. The transcript is spliced from 3 exons.
AUGAAUAAACAGCAGCGGCUGCGGCAGCAGCCGCCGCCUCCGGUGCGAGUGCGACUGCUUCUCGUUCUGCUGCAAUUUUGGUUGGACAGCGGCAGCAGCCACUUGCUCGAGCUGUCACGACAGCGGCUACUGUUGGAGCGCGAAGGAGACCUAGAGAAAUAUCUCAACCUGCCCCUUUUGCCUUUCCCAGCUGAAGAGGAAGUUCACUCGCAACGAAAGAGAAGCCGAACGCCUCCGCCAGGGAGCCCUCUUCCUGGGCCGCUGCUGCAGUAUAGGAAAGCAAAGCAGCUGCUCAUGGGGCACAGCGGCACUAGCAACAGCAGGCGGGUGCUGAUGAUGCGCGACAGACUGUCUCUACUGGUGCAUCAUCAGCAGGAACUACUGUAUGACUCUCCGCAGUCGUCUGUCGAAGUAUUGCGGACUCUCUGGGAUAUCCAGGCAGACGGACCACCCACGCUGCAACAGCAGGAGCUGAAGGAGGAAAAGCUGCAACAACAUCAGCUGCUCCGCCGUUAUGAAAGGGAAAACUCCUUGCUACAGGAGCGACGGACUCGGCCUUUAGGGAGCCGUUUCCUCUUCAUCUGUGGCAUAGACCUUCGAAUGACAGGAACAGACCUCGAGAACAUAUUUCAAACCAUCACGGAGCACCAAGUAUAUGCGAGAUUGAAAAGAAACUCAGAGGGACGGCAUUUGGGCUUUGGCCUUAUCCAGUUCGGCUCAACCUUGGAUGCGACACGGUGCUUGUUACAGCUAAACGGCAUCAAGGUAGGGAACAGCACCAUUAGCCUGGGGGAAGCGUUCGGUCGAGCCGAAGAACCUGGACAGUCCUUCGACCAGCAGCUGCAGCACCAGCAACCGCAGCAUCAGGAGAGGAAGCAUCGUCAGGGAGGCAGUAGGCCGACUAGGCAACGCAAGAGGGCGAAGUACAUACACCCGUAUCCUCUCCCGUGCGAAUAA